This is a messenger RNA of Lactuca sativa (garden lettuce), 1140 nucleotides long. The record is from RefSeq and is a predicted model, not a curated record. NCBI's taxonomy places the organism in Eukaryota, Viridiplantae, Streptophyta, Magnoliopsida, Asterales, Asteraceae.
AUGGCGAGAAGCUAUGAAGGCGGAAUUACGUGCAAUAGAAAAGAAAAACACAUGGAGGUUGGUCGAUUUACCAAGAAAUCGAAAAGCGAUCGGCCUAAAGUGGGUCUUCAAGGGAGCUGCCCUAAAAGUGUUCAGAAGUUUAAGAAGGAGAUGAACACUAAAUUUGAGAUGAGUGAUUUGGGACUUCUAACUCACUACUUAGGGAUUGAAGUGAACCAGAAGGAAGGUGGGAUUACACUAAAGCAGGAGUCCUAUGCCAAGAACCUGCUUGUUAAAACAGGUAUGCAAAACUGCAACCCUACAAAGACUCCCAUGGAACACAAGCUCAAGCUCAAGAAAGAAGAUGGAUCUGAAUUGGUAAAUCCAACAGAGUAUCGUAGCAUAGUUGGUGGGCUGAGGUAUUUAACUCACACCAGGCCGGAUAUAACUUUUGUUGUGGGCAUUGUAAGUCGUUUCAUGGAAAAGCCAACUAUGAAUCAAUUACAGGCAGUAAAAGGUAUUUUAAGGUAUAUAAAAGGCACCUUGGAUUUUGGCUUGAUGUACUCAAAAGGAGAGGGACCAGUCACACUAAAAGGGUAUACAGACAGUGACUUAGGAAAUGAUGUUAAUGAUCGAAAGAGCACUAGCGGCAUGGCAUUCUUUGUGAAUGAAAAUCUGAUCACGUGGGCAUCACAAAAGCAAAAGUGUGUGGCUCUCUCCUCUUGUGAAGCAGAAUUUAUGGCUGCCACUAUGGCAGCCUGUCAAGGGAUUCGGCUAAGGAGACUACUCAGUGAAGUAACCGGGAAAAAUAUACCACUUGUUGAGCUGAAAGUUGAUAACAAAUCAGCACUUGACUUGAUGAAGAACCCAAUCUUCCAUGGCAGAAGCAAACAUAUAGAUAUUCGUUUCCAUUUCAUCCGGGAAUGCAUUGAAAAUGGGGAUAUUUCUGUCAUCCAUGUUUGUAGCAAGAAGCAAAAGGCUGAUGCCUUAACCAAAUCAUUGGGAAGAUUGAAGUUUGAGGAGAUGAGAAGUCUCCUUGGAAUGAUGAAGGUUUGUGAAAAACCAACACUCUCUCCUCUUCGUAUUCACCCUCUGCUAUACUUCUUACAUCUGCAACCACACGAUACACUCUCGAUUAUCACCACCGACCACCACCAGUGA